CCUUGCCGUCUACCCUCUUAAAGGCAUGGACUUUUUCUCUCAGACGUACAAUGCGCUCAGAGGGCCAGCAGGGGCGCCUCAGUCUGCUCUCGAGGCAAUCCAACGACUUUCCGGUCGUCUUUCGCCAUCCACUUUACUAGCUGAUCGACGAGCUGCUGUACUUUCGCUCAAGGGUCUAUCACGCGAUUGUAGAGCCGAAGUAGGACAUUAUGCUCUUGCGGAUUUACUUGAAGUACUGGAGAACGAUGCUGAGAUUGACUCGGAAAUCGGGAAGGCUGUGUUGGAAACACUGAAUUCGCUUUGCGACGUUGGUGAUGCGAGUCCUUCUGAGAGUAAAGCCUUGGGUUUGAAGUAUACGGACGAAGUACUCAAGACCGAUAAAUCUGUGUCGAAGAUAUUCCUACUGCUUGCGGAUAGUCACUUUUAUGUCAAAUAUGCAGCGUUGGAGUUACUUUCUACGCUUCUGCAUAAUCGCAGACAGGUCGUACAGUCGUAUUUCCUUAAAGCACAGAACGCACCUGCGAACGUGCUUGCUACGUUAGAAGAUCGACGGGAGAUCAUUCGGAAUGAGGGAUUGAUCCUCUUACAGUCUCUUAUUUCGCAAAGUCCGGAUAUCCAGAAACUAUUUGCGUUUGAGGGGGCGUUUGAUAAGCUCUUUAAUAUAAUACAAAAAGAGGGUGGGAUUGAUGGAGGCACGAUUGUCAAGGACUGCUUUACUUGUGUUGAUGGCUUGUUGCGAUUGAACACGUCCAAUCAGACGUUCUUCAGAGAGACGGGACUGGCUGGCUUCCUUACGGCUCAGCUACUCUUUCCAACGAACCUUCCGCCAGAGGAAUCUGCUCCGCAGGAAUUCGCACUCCAAUUCUGGGACGUUCAGAAGACUUCGAAUGUUCGACUCGUUAUUGGGAUUGUCGGUCUGCUGGUUGGAUCAAAAGGCAGUAAUGAAGCAGAAACAAACCUUCUCAUUCGAUGUCUAGUGGAGCUAGCUUUAGCGUCAAAUGCACCUACAAUCCUAAAGACACAAGCACUUCAACUUCUCCCAACCAAUCUCAACUUCCCAUUCAUCUCCCACAUCGUCACACCGUAUUUACCUGUUCCCGAUACGAACGGAGAAGAAUGGGAUCGUUUAGAGCCUAUUGUUGCGCUUGAUGCCUUGAUUGAGUUGGUGGUCAUGGGAGAGUAUGGUGGAUCCGGUGAUAGCGGGACCAAGCAGAAAGCCAAGGAGGCUCUCUUAUUAAGGACCAUUGGGGCUGUGGUGUUUGAGAACUAUACCCGGAAAGAAGAGUUACGGCUCAUCAUCUUGAAAGCCAUGUUGCCCAAUGAGGAUCCGAACGCACCUCGACCUACACCAGCACUCUUACAAUGUCUCGCUGCUCCUCCGAGUUCACCUCUGAACCCGAAUGCGUCUUUAUCGACUCACCUCGCUUCAUGGCUUUUUGCAUCCCUAAUUCGUUCUUCAUCACGCUGUAAACAACUCGCGCGACAGAUAAAGCCCUCAGCAAGCACUGCACCCGCCGCGCAACAAUUUUUCGUCCCAGCUGACGGUCCACCACCAUCGGCAAGUGCGCAAGUGGCUUCGCCUGAUGCAGAGAAUGAAGAACCACAGACGAUCAUUGCCUUACUUGCUGAACAUCUUUCUCUAGCGUUCUUGUCAAGACGACAUGCUGCGAGUGCUGAAACGGAAAGAGAUGCGAGAGAGUGGGAUCGGUUGAUCGUUGUGUACCUUGCGCUGCUUUCGCAGUGGUUAUGGGAGGACCCGAAGGCUGUUCGGGAGUUUUUGGAGAAUGGAGGUGUUGGAAUGCUCGUCGAGCCGAUAAACCAAACAAGUGACGUCGACCCGCUUGUUCAAGGACUAUGCGGCUACCUUCUUGGCGUAUGUUAUGAGUUCAACCGUGAACCUGGCGAGAUCACUCGAGCAACCAUCCAUUCCAUCCUAACACGACUAAGUCCCGACGCAGUCACCGCUCGAAUGUCUCGUGUACGAGAGGACGAACGUUUUCGGGCGAUCGGACCUGAAGAUAUCGUCCUACCGUAUCGAUUCCCCGCUAUGCACUCUGCACCUACUGGCUCGGACGUGCAUGAAGACCCUGAUGUGGAGAUUUGGUUCGAUUGGGCGUUUGUUGAUUUUUGGAAGAGUAAUUACUAUACGAUACAGAGAGCUGUCACUCUUGACCCGGAUACAUUGAGCUCUCAAUCUGGCGAGAACGCAGAGUCAGCCAUGCUAAUCGCAUCCCUCCGCGAGGUCAUCCGAAAUCAGGCAUCUCAGAUCGAGGAGCUACAAUCGCAAUUACAGGCUGCUCAGUCUCAGUCCGCAAAACCUACACCUACAGAAGAUUUACAAGCUCAAGUUGCCGCUGCCACUGCGGCUUCAGCAGCAGAGAUCACGAACUUAAAAUCCCAAAUCACCUCGCUCACCGCGCAACUCGAAGUCGCACAACAAAAGAGCACAGAUGCAGAAAAGGAGCAAGAAGACUUGCUCGUGCUUCUUGACGAACUGAGCACGAAGCGGAAGCGGGAUAAGGAGACGAUACGGAAGGCUGGGCUUGAAGUAUCUGAAGAUGAAGGUGAUGGAGAUGGAGACGGGGAUGAGGCGGAGGAAGGAGAAGAUUGAGUAAAUGUAUGCUUGUCUGUGUAUGUGUGUAUGGGUUGUAUGGGCGGUACAAUAGACGGUUAUGUUGUACUUGCGGAUUACGGACCUUGUCGUAUUUUAACGGACCAGUCUGUAUGAGUCGUGUGACACUGCCUUUCAUCUACCGUUCUCCACUCUCUUCCGAGUCUAUUUGUGAACAAUAAGAUUUU
This is a messenger RNA of Fomitiporia mediterranea MF3/22, 2799 nucleotides long. RefSeq lists its product as uncharacterized. The record is from RefSeq and is a predicted model, not a curated record. Gene Ontology annotation, biological process: intracellular protein transport; vesicle fusion with Golgi apparatus; transcytosis. Lineage: Eukaryota; Fungi; Basidiomycota; Agaricomycetes; Hymenochaetales; Hymenochaetaceae. The transcript is spliced from 12 exons. Bases 26 to 2611 code for a protein of 861 amino acids. Gene Ontology annotation, cellular component: cytoplasm; Golgi membrane; ER to Golgi transport vesicle membrane.